AUUUUCUCUGCCCUUUUAGGGUGUGUUUUUCUCUUGAGGACUCAAUUAUCGAACCCACAAGCCAAAUCUAGAGAGAGAAAGUUAGAGAGAGAAAGCUAGAGAAUAAAAAAGAAAAAAAAAACAAACAACAAAACCCUCUUCUUCUUCGAAAGAUCUGUUAAGAAAAAAAAACCCAUUUUUUUCAUAUUUAGAUACAAAGCCAACGCAACAGGUAGCUUGCUACAUGGAUUCUGUAUCAUCAUAAUAAUAAUCUUAAUAAUAAUUUUGAUAAUUUUAAUAAAAAUAUUAAUAGUAAUAAUAAUAGAUCUCACCAAUCUCUUUUACACAUUGUCUUUCUCAUCUUACUUUAAGAUUUUCAUUCCAACUUUUUCUAAAAAAUUUCUGUUUUUUUAAGCUCACCCUCAAAUUUUUCUUCUUUUUUCCACCGAAUUCUUGGGUUUUGUAGCUCUUGCAAAAUUGGGAUUAGGGUUUCUUUUUAUUUUCUGAAGUGUGUGGUUGCUGGUUAUAAAGUGGUAAGCUUUUUUUGGUUUUAGGGUUUGAUCAGAUCCUCCUCAAGAAUCAACCCUAAUUCUGAAUUUUUGUGGGGAUAUUGGGGUUAUGAUUGGAAAUCUGUACAUAGUGUGAUUUCAAGAUUGGAUUUUUAUAAGUAAAGUUGAGAUUUUGGGAUCAGUAGCUGGGGUUCUGAUUCUGCACAUUUAGCUAGUGGAGAGGUCUGUGAUUAUGGAUGUUUUGGGUUUGAGUUUUGAUUCAUAUGGUUUAAGAGAAUUCAAUUUUUGCUUAUGACCAGGUUCUGAUUUCUCUGUUGCCCUAGUGAUGAACUCAAACUGUCUGGAGCUUCAGCAUUUCAAAAAAGUCUUCAGCUGGACAUAGAUUGGUUUCAACACAUUUGGUUGUUAUUGUUGUUCAUUACUGCAGAAUUUAGCAUUUAAAAGCUUUAUCUGAGACCCUCUUUCCCAAGUCAAACUCUAAUUGAGAAUUGAGGUUCUGUGAAUAAGAGUUUAGUUUUGAAGUUUUGUGGCUGGCUGCAGUUGUUUUUGGAGGAGUAUGGAGUGAGUCUCAAGCAGGACAUGACUGCAAGGACAUUGUGCAUGGACAAGAGCAUGUUGUUGGGUCUGUUCCUGUGUUGGAACAACAGCUUAGGGAUCUAAGAGAAGCAUUUUGCUUUGUGCAGACAUACCACUUUCCUAGUUUCUGGAGCAAGUGAAAUGUCUCGCUGCUUUCCUUUUCCACCUCCAGGAUAUGAAAAGAAGGCCAGGGUUGAUGAUACAGACUUACUAAAAAAGGAGAAACACAAGGAGAAAAAGCACGGUAAAGAUAAGAAAGACAAUGAAAAGAGAGAGGGUAAAGAGAAAAGAGAUAAAGAUAGAAGUAAAGACAAACAUAGAGAGAAGAAAGACCGAAAGGAGAAGCACAAAGACAAGGAUAGAGAUAAGGAUAAGGAUAAAAACCAUUCUUCAGAAGAGAAGAAAUUUGAAGGGCAAUCAGGGUACUACAAUGGAGAAAAGUGUGGGUCAGUCAACCUACAGAAUAGAGAGACCGGAGAUUCGGUACAUGUGGAGGAAUUGGCUAGAAGAAUCAGAAAUGAAGAUAGAGCAUCAGGAAGUCAAAUGUUUCCAAAAGUUGUUGCUACAGAUAAAAGAAGAGUUGAUGUACGGGAAAUGGUGGUGGAGGGAGAUCAAAGAAAAGGUCUGGUGCUGGAAAGAGAUCAAAGAAAAGGCGAGGUACGAGGAAUGUUGGUGGAAAGAGAUCAAGGAAAAGGGGAGGUACGGGGAAUGGUGGUGGAGAGAGAACAAGAAAAAGGCGACGUACGGGGAAUGGUGAUGGAGAGAGAUCAAGGAAAAUGGGAGGUACGGGGAAUGGUGGUGGAGAGAAGUAUCAAUAAUCAUUUCCAGGAAAAAGAGAAAGCAAGCAGUAAGAAUUUGGUGGCAGCAGAGAGAAUUGUCAGUAAUCACUCCCAGGAAAAAGACAGUCUUAAGAAUAAGACAACACUGGUGGUGGGGAGAAGUUUCAGUAACUUUGAAGAGCAUAGGAAAGUCAACGGGCAAAGAAAUCAUGUCAACGCAACUGGUCUUGAAAAACCAUUUGGUCAAAAUUCCUUUGGAAUGGAUCAAGAGAGAGUUGAAGGAAUUGUCAAAUUGGUGGAGAAGAAAGAUGCUGAGAAGCAGAUGGAGGGGAAAGUGAAGAAUGGGCAGAAGGAGUAUGAUAGUAAGGGUGACAAGCACAAAACUAAAGACCGAGAAAAGAGUAGAAAAUCUAAGCAUAAAGACCGGUCUAAGGAAGAGAAAAAGGAGAAGACAAAGGAGAUAAAAGAACCAAGUAAGGAGCAGCCUAUAUUGAAAGAAAAUUCCUCUAAACUGAAAGAGAGUAGAAAGGACCCACUAGAUUUCCGGAAUAACAUAUCACCAGGGGCAUUAAAAUUAAGCAGUGUAAGUCCUGCUGCCGAGGCAAUUCUGGGGAAACGGAAGGAGCCUGAGAGAAAUGGACAUUUACUUGAUGCUGAGAUUCGGCCUAGUAAGUUUCCAAGACCUGCGUCUUCCUCUCCCUUGGUGGUAGAAAAUGGAAAGAAAUUAGAAAUGUGCCAAACUGCUGUUCGAUUUGUAUCUGAGAAACAAGGGCUAGGCAAUAGUCACGGAGUGGAUAUUAAGGAACAAAAGAUCAAUGGUUUUAUAAAACCACAACAGAAAAUUAAUGGCUUGAUUACGGCAGGGCAGAAGAUUAAUGGUUUGAUAGCCGAACGAUCUCAUAUAUCUUCAACAAAGUCGUCAGCUGUUGGCGUUCCAGCUGGUGAGAAUGGUGAAGCAGUUCCGAAACCACCACACCCUGACAUGAAGUACCUUAGUCGGAUACUUUCUAUACCAAAGAUGGAGGAAUGUCUUGAUGUGGAUGACCAAGAAUGGCUGCUCAGCUGUAAUCAUCCGCGGUCAACAAUACCCAGCAGGGGUUCUCCCGGGAUUGAUGGAGCACAGCAAGUAUGGGCAGAAACACUACGGAUAGAAUCUGCCGAUAUUUCAGCGCUUCCAUAUGUGAUUCCUUACUGAUUUGACACCGAAUUAAUUCCCUUUAUAUCUAGAGAAUUCCCAGGUGGUCAGCCGGCAUCUAGGUACCGAGAUUAUCAGUCUAUUCUUUGAUUGUUUGCUCCGAUUCAUUUGUUAAGUUAUUGAAAGGAUUAGUUCUGAAUUCCGGUCUCUGUUGGCUUGGCCGCCACUAGUAAGUACUGAUGGAUUCCCUAUCCUGUGAAGUGAUAGAGUUUCGGAAUGGGAUAAGUCGGCAUGAAGUGAUAUUUUUGGUAUAUUUUGUUUCAGGAAACUUUUGGUGACUAAAAUGUACUUAACUAGGACAGGCCUCAUGACAAGAAACAGUCCUCAGGCGAGCAAAAGACGACGAUUGAUUGAUUAAACGGAAAGGGGUGAGAGUAGUGGUGAUUGUUGGUAGGUUUAGAGAUUAAAAGAUUAUAGGCAUAUGAUGAGCGUUAUAGUUUCUGUGAUCUGUGUUGUUUAGACGCACACAAUUUUGGCUUGUAUUAUGAAGGAUGAUAAUGAUGAUGAUGAUGAUGGUAUACGUAAAUCUGUAAAUUAGACAUUACCAUAUAAUAAUUUUAAGUUAUUUCUUAUUCA
Messenger RNA from Mercurialis annua (annual mercury), 3614 nucleotides. RefSeq lists its product as uncharacterized. Lineage: Eukaryota; Viridiplantae; Streptophyta; Magnoliopsida; Malpighiales; Euphorbiaceae. Bases 1206 to 3038 code for a protein of 610 amino acids. The record is from RefSeq and is a predicted model, not a curated record. The transcript has 3 exons.